Molecule: messenger RNA, 1844 nt
Organism: Dromiciops gliroides (monito del monte)
Lineage: Eukaryota; Metazoa; Chordata; Mammalia; Microbiotheria; Microbiotheriidae
Gene: NEIL1
Product: nei like DNA glycosylase 1
Exons: 10
Coding region: 123-1376 (417 amino acids)
Biological process (GO): base-excision repair
Cellular component (GO): nucleus
Molecular function (GO): DNA-(apurinic or apyrimidinic site) endonuclease activity; damaged DNA binding; zinc ion binding
Source: RefSeq, a predicted model, not a curated record
GGCUUCAGGGGUAGGAGGCUGGCAGGUAAAUUAGCAAUAGAGGUUGAAUCUGGAAGCGACCUUAGGAGGGCACAUCCUCCGGCUACAGAUGGGUAAACUGAGGCCCAGAAAGGUAGCACGGGAUGCCUGAGGGCCCAGAGCUCCACUUGGCCAGCUGCUAUGUGAACACCAUGUGCAAGAACCUGGUGUUUGGGGGGCGGGUGGAAAAGUCCGAGGUGAGCCGGAACCCCGAGGUGCCCUUUGAGAGCAGCGCCUACCAGAUCAUGGCCACCUCUCGGGGCAAGGAGGUACGGCUGACGCUGAGCCCGCUGCCAGAGGCCCACCCCCCACAGGCACCCCUGGACAUCGUGUUCCGCUUUGGCAUGUCUGGCUCCUUUCAGAUGGUGCCUGCAGAUGCCCUGCCCAAGCAUGCCCACCUUCGCUUCUAUACGGUCUCUCCUCCACCCAGCCGAGCCCUCUGCUUUGUGGACAUCCGGCGCUUUGGCCACUGGGAGGUCCAGGGCACUUGGCAGCCUGGGCGAGGCCCCUGCGUGCUGCUGGAGUAUGAGAGGUUCAGGGAGAAUGUGCUCCAGAACUUGGCUGACAAGACCUUCGACAAGCCCAUUUGUGAAGCUCUCCUAGACCAGAAAUUCUUCAACGGCAUUGGCAACUAUCUUCGGGCAGAGAUUCUUCACCGGCUGAAAAUCCCUCCCUUUGAGAAGGCCCGAACUGUCCUGGAGGCCCUGAAGCAUCGGAAGCCGAGCCCAGAACUGACCUUGAGCAAGAAAGUCAAAGCGAAACUAGAGAACCCAGACUUACUGGAGCUGUGCCACUCAGUACCCAUGGAGGUGAUCCAACUAGGGGGUAAGGGUUAUGGAAUGGAGGAGGAUGAAGAUGACUUUUCAGCUUUCCGGGCCUGGUUACGCUGCUACUCUGUGUCCGGCAUGAACUGCCUCCGGGAUAGGCACGGCAGAACCAUUUGGUUCCAGGGAGACCCUGGACCUCUGGCCCCCAAAGGAGGGAAAUCCCUUAAGAAGCGUGUGAAGGAAAAAUCCAUCCCUGAUGUUACUGAUUUAGAGGACCCUACAUCUCUGCCAAAGAAGAGCCCCACCAGAGCAAGGAAACCAGGCAAGAAGUCACAGAAGAAGGGGUCUUUUGACCCAGGAGCCAAGAGAAAUGUGGAAUCAACUAAAUCCCAGCCCCAGUUGAAGACUUCUGCUCGAACACCCCCCGGGAAUGAUCCGGGAAUUCUGGAAGGAAAACAGCAGCUGGUGACCCAAGGACGAGCAGGCAGAACCAGGAGGAGGAAGGCUAGUUCCAAGCCCAGGCUCUCUUCAUCUUCCUCUCUACCUCUGGAGCACCAGGGGCAUGACACAAUUAGUCUGUCUCCUCCUUGAAGUCUUCUUUCAGCCCCAGGGUGGGGAAAGGCCCCCCUGGGUCCUCCUGUUCUUAGUCCUGCCCGAUGAUGGGGCCUCCCCAGGGUCAGGGCAGCCGGGAGACCCUGGCAAAAGCUAUGUGCUCCAGAUUUUAGAGGAUCCGAUGCUUCUCCUGUGAUAAACUGUCAGUUUUCUUGGGUCCAUGCACAGUCCUGCCCAAAAGGUUAAAUUGAUGUCUGAAAACGAUUGAUUUUCAGAGGUGAAAGCAGAGGAUUUGGUGUCAGGUGAGGCACCUAGAGCCCUGGAGCCUGUCUCAUAACAGUACCUCUGUCCCUACCCUCUCCUUCCCCACUUCCCUCUUAGGUAUCCUGGUCUCUUGUCCUCUGCUCCUUUGCCAGCAGGGCUGUGAAUCCAGGAUCCUUUUAGGGCCCUUGAACCAGCUUGGGAGAUGCUAUAUUUUUUAUAUUGUCAAUAAAAUCCAACCAAAAA